AUCCGAAUUUUCAACUCGAACUUGAAAUCUGUGCUGCUAUACGCCAGUGAAACCUGGUGUGUAUCAUUGGUCUUCAUCAAUAGAUGCCUGCGGUAUAUAAUUCGUGCAUGGUAGCCUCACAGUUGGAGCUCCUUCUUCGAUGUCAUCAAAAGCCGAUAGCGACAGAAAUUCGGGAGCGAAAGUGGAGGUGGGUCGGCCAUACUCUGCGCAGGGGCGGAAACGAAAUCUACAAGCAAGCGUUAGAUUGGAACGCAUCAGAGACAGACCCAGGGGCUCAUGGCGGCGCAGUCUCAAUAACGAAAUCGAGCAAGUCGACAGAAAUUUGACCUGACCACAGGUCAAGGCGAUGGCUGGCAAUCGCCCAGGAUGGAGAUCUUUCAAUUCGGCCUGGGCCUGGGUGCCGUGGGUGCCCAGGACUGAAAUCAAUAAAAGGCAGCCUCCGAUUCACUCAAGCAGAUUGUGUGGUACCGAAAGUCGUGGUAAUAAUGUUACUUCCCCGAGGAAGUAUGGUUCUUUUGCCUGCCCUAGUGGCAGUAGCUUUACUAUCAAAUGUUGCACAAGCGGAUUCUGCUUACAAUAGCAGACACUGCAAGAAACCUUCUGUUACGACUGCUAGUGGAACAUCAGUCUACCGAAGGAACUUCUGCUCUGGUGAGCUGAUUUUUGAAGACAAUUUCGAUCAUCUAGACCUGGAAAAGUGGGAACAUGAGCACACCCUAGGUGGCGGAGGUAACGGAGAGUUCCAAUACUAUUUGAACAAUCGCAGAAAUUCGUAUGUGGAAAAUGGGACAUUAUACAUUCGUCCAACCUUACUAGCUGAUGAAACUGGUGAGGAAUUUUUAACCAGUGGAACAUUGGAUCUAAAUGGAGGCUCACCAUACGAUUAUUGUACCAAUCCAGCGUGGGAUGGCUGCGAACGAACUGGAACACCAGAAAACCCUUUGAAUCCAAUCAAAAGUGCUCGCCUUCGUACAUUGCGGUCGUUCAAUUUCAAAUAUGGAAAAUUGGAGAUUCGCGCGAAAAUUCCAACUGGCGAUUGGCUUUGGCCUGCCCUUUGGUUGAUGCCUAAGCUCAAUCAAUACGGAACUUGGCCGUCUUCGGGUGAAAUAGAUCUAAUGGAAAGUCGUGGUAAUUUGGACUAUCGUGUUGCAGAUGGAACUCAUAUCGGUGUUGAGCAAGUAGGAUCGACUAUGCACUUUGGACCAAGUCCAUGGUUAAAUGGGUUUGAGACUACCACCGCUGCUAAGAAUUCCGCUCCUGAACAGGGCUUCAACAAGGACUUCCACCGCUACCAGCUCGAAUGGACACCCGAAUUCAUGCAGUUCAGUGUUGAUGAUGAGCCCCUUCUGUUCGUAGAUGGUAAUUUUUGGCAGCGUGGUAACUUCGACGAAAGGGCGCCGGGAACGCCGAAUCCUUGGGUCGGCGGAGGAAAGAUGGCUCCGUUCGAUCAGGAGUUUCAUGUCAUCAUGAAUCUGGCCGUCGGCGGUACAAAUGGAUAUUUCCCUGACCCCCCUGCGACGAACAAAGACAAUGCCAAGCCAUGGGAAAAUGGAUCUCCAACCGCUAGAGGUGGAUUCUGGUCUGCCAAGGAAGAUUGGUUGCCUACCUGGCAGCUGGAUGAAAAUGACAGCAAUGAAGCGUCUCUGCAAGUUGAUUAUGUAAGAGUUUGGGCAUUGUAGUAAAACAAGCAGUGGGUAUUUAUGCAAAUAAAAAAGGAAUUGUUUACCAUGUGUAAUCGA
Aedes albopictus (Asian tiger mosquito) is the source of this 1739-nucleotide messenger RNA. Its product is annotated as beta-1,3-glucan-binding protein. The transcript has 4 exons. Gene Ontology annotation, molecular function: hydrolase activity, hydrolyzing O-glycosyl compounds. The record is from RefSeq and is a predicted model, not a curated record. Lineage: Eukaryota; Metazoa; Arthropoda; Insecta; Diptera; Culicidae. The coding region runs from base 486 to 1679 and encodes 397 amino acids. Gene Ontology annotation, biological process: carbohydrate metabolic process.